AUGGAGGUCAGCAACGCCUCGGACACGAAUCGUGUCGAACAGGCAGGCCUUGAGCCGACUUUUGAUAGAGAAGCAGCCGCACCCGAAGUACUUCCGACUUACCUCUCCCGUACACCUUCUCGACACUCUCACCACAGCCCAGAGCCAUACUACGGAUCUACAUACAUCGACAGUAAACCAGGACAGGAAACAGACGAUGGCCAUAUCCCCGCUUGGUCUCAAGAGCCGGGGACGCGGAAGUCCAAGACCUACUGUGGGCUCCGGAGGCGGACCGUCAUCGCGAUUGCGGUCAUCUUGACUGUGUUAGUGAUCGUAGCCAUCGUUGUUGGAGCCGUGCUAGGAGCGAAGUCGAGCGGAGGCAGCGGAGACAAGACGCAAGGGAACAGCUCUGUGUCGCCGCUGGUCAUUCGCGACGGAGGUGGCCUCGCCACCGUAACGGCUUCGAGUGCUGUCUUCGCCUAUUACCAAGCCGAGAAUGGCUCGAUCAUUGAGAGCCGGAUGGCCAAUGACACGGACUGGCAUGUGCAAAGCGCAAUUGCGACACAAGGCGCGGCACCUGGAACAGCCAUAGCGGCUUCGAGCAUAACGCUAUACGGCACAUCUUACGCUCUGGUCUUCUACACAGAUAACGAUGGCGAGAUCAUGAUGACUAACCGCACGUCCACUUCUCCCGAGCAAUGGUCCGAGCCGAUCAGUGUUCUCUCAAACGAUGGCACACAACCAGGUACAUCUGCGCUCCAGGUGAACCUAUAUCCUGGCUUCGGCGAAGAUCCAGUCACGAUUCGAGUAUACUACGGCUCUGCAACACCCGCCCAAGGAGUUCGAGAACUGGGUAUGGGCAGCGAUAAUGAUUAUGCGGUGGCGUCAUGGAAUGGGUUUGCCAAAUUCAGCUUCCUGAACCAGAGUGAUCCGAACAGCGGCGUGGGAGCCACCAGCUUGAACGAUUUGGCACGGCUGUACGUCCGGAAUAGUACGACCGGCUACCUAGCUCAAUGGGCUCUGGGCUGGGGCACAGAGGUCGAGGGAUGGUGGCAGAAUUACGUCUUCUAUCAGAGCAUCACCGGUACCCUCGUAUGCGCCAUCUCAGCUUCUGAUCGCGGGUUCACAAGCUUUCACGUACUAUCCGAAGCAACGCCUGCAGACAGCACCAAGUUGCACGCUUGGUACGACGACGACAGCGAUGGUGAGGAUGGCGAUGGAGGAGCAACACUGUUCUACCAGGAUAGUGGAGCUCAAGCGGCGUUGAAGUACCUCAAGAUUCGUCGUACCGGGGAGGUGCAAGCAAUUGGAAGUGUAAGAAGUUCAGGUUGA
Molecule: messenger RNA, 1311 nt
Organism: Cercospora beticola
Lineage: Eukaryota; Fungi; Ascomycota; Dothideomycetes; Mycosphaerellales; Mycosphaerellaceae
Source: RefSeq, a predicted model, not a curated record